CUUAUGUUUAACAUUGGUAAUGUUCGGAAGACACGGUCUUUCCAGUUCGCUUCCCGCGCGUUUCCGGUUGGGAACAGAAUGAGUUGGCAUUCCUUGGUAUGGUAAUUCCCCGAUAUUUGAUGUUCAAAAAUACUUCUAGAGGUAAAUUAGGGUUUCGAAACUUGAACAUUACAAAGAACCAAGCAAACACAAAGGUGUGAAGAUCAAUCAGUGAGUUGAGUGAGUUUUCAAGAUGGACCCAAACCAAGAGGAAAGGGACAACUUCUUUCGCAUGACACUCCUCCUGUUUAGAGUUGGCAAUCAAAAACUAAGGGAGUUCUUCAAAACUCGAUGGCCUAUUGUUUAUCRAAACAACACAGGGAGACCGCCACCAGCGCCAUGGACAGAUAUAAAMAACGAUGCAAUCGAAAUGACAAACCUCGAUCCUGAUUUAUUAAAAAAAUUCAUUAGAUUCAAAGAUCAAAAAACACACUUCAAUUCUGGCGAUACAAACAAAUGGGAUUUUUCCCUUCUGACCAACGUUUUGAACAAUUCAUCUUUGGGUUUCGUGACAUCUCCAAGUCUUGAAAGUCACGCAAUCAAGGAUUUGAAAGAUAUUCGGGAUAAUUUGAUAGGCCACGCUACAGAUGCAAAAAUACCCAAUACGUUGUACAACACAGAGUGGCCAAAGGCAUGUAGCGCUUUGAAAAAAUUUAAUGCAACACAAGACGAGAUUGAUCAGGUCGAAGAAGGUUUGUGUGUGUGGAUUGCGUUAUUUGUCACGUGUCACGAAAUGCUUAUCUCAAGUUUUUACUGAACAGAYGUAAAGAAGCCAAUAGACGCUUUAWWACCGYUACUUAAAGAAUUACUUGAUAGUGAAAAGGAAAUUCUGGAUGCUAUCCAUCAAUUGGAAGAAAUGGAUAAACUUCGACAUGCUGAAGUCCUUGAAAYUGUUAAAGAAGAAAGUGAAGAUGUCAAGGAAACUGUCAGAACUGAAGUUGAUAAAGUACUUGAAAGAUUACCUGAAACUAAACGAAGAUUUUCGAAGGAUUUAAAAAUGAGAGCAGAGCAAAGGCUGUUGCUGCAAGAGCGUCUUCAACAUUUACAAAACGGCAUAACCGCUAUAGAAUUGUUUGAAUACCUUCCAUGUCUGUCAGAUGAGCAAAAAGAUCGCAUAGGUUAUAAUGAGAAAAACUACACUCAAGAAAAAGGGGUCAGGACGCUCGUAGAAGAAUUGGAGACCUGUGAAAAUGGUUUUAAUAUGCUUGUACGCGCCUUGUUGAAGAGUAAUCUUGUUCAUAUUGCUGUGUUACUUGAUCCUGAUUGCGAGGACUGUCAAGAACCGAGCGAGGACACAGAAGAUGCGAGCUUCGUCUGUAUCGACGGGACGGCUGUGGAUGUUCAUAUCAUUGUGAGGAUUCUUGAUGCAAACAUACGGAAAAGAAACAGUGACAUGGAAGAGCAAAUUGCAAUGCAAUUCAGGUCUAGUAAAUCCGAGAACUGUAAACUUUUACGAAAGGAGUUUACUAAGGUUUUGCCAAAAGGUAUACACUUUGUCAAUACCAAGCAGCUUGGAGAGAAAAGUGGCAUCAAAAAAGAUGAAACGACAAUCGGAGACUCCAUCGUGUUUGUAUUUAGAAUAACCAAAGAAAGUGCAUUGGACAGACUAUGGCAAGUACACAAGGAUUGUGAUCUUAGUAAAUAUAUCAAGAAAACCUUACAAGCGACAAAAAAAGAUGAAAAUUUGUUAAGCAACAUGGAUCUAGAAUUGUUAUUCCAAGAAAACGAUUACAAAGAAAUGAAAAAGAUUCUUAACAAAGAUACUACGACUGAUAUCGUUCAUGAACCAACCACAGAAGUUACCGCAGAUGAACUAUUGGAGGCUGCAGAAACGAAUAGUGCGCGAGAGGAGGAGGUGAAAGUUCGAAAAGURUAUCUUGACGGUGAAUACCACAGGGAGAUACGUCUUCGUGAGUACCAGAAAGAACUGGCAGCACCAGCCUUAGAGGAUAACAAUACUAUCAUUUGYGCACCGACCAAUAGCGGAAAGACGUUUGUUGCUAUGGAGAUAGCCAAAARACAUCUUGAUGCACACAGGGAUUCCGCCAGUAAAGAAGACAGAAAGAGAAAAGUUGUCUUCGCAGUCAACAAGCAGAACCUUGUUCUUCAACAACGCGCUCGUUUUGAAGAGUACUUGUCAGAGUACAAGAUAUCUGACAUUUCAGGCAAUAACUCAGAAAAMAUAUCGUUGGAUAGCUUACUUAACGAUUAUGACGUAGUGGUCCUUACAGCACAGAUACUGGUUAACGCCCUUGAGGAUAAAAGUGUUAAAAUCAGCGAUAUUUCUCUGCUUAUGUUCGACGARUGUCACCACACACAAAAAGAAGAACCCUACAACAAAAUCAUGAUGAAUUACAUUGCAGUAAAAAGAGAUAAUAAAGAAACUAUACCACAGGUUGUUGGUCUGACUGCAUCACUAGGUGUUGGUCAAACCACUGCUUUACCAAGGGCUGUAGAACAUGUCUUAGAAAUCUGUGCAAACUUGGAUGCGUCUUGCAUCAGUACCGUGCGUGACAAUAUGGAGGACCUGGWAAGUCACGUGACUGGUGACGUACCUGACAUGAAGGUGUUAACCGUGAAUAAUGACGAGCCUAAUGUGUUUGAAAGGGAAGUAAACAAGGCAAUGGAGGACAUUGAGAAAUUUCUCAAAAAACAAUACAAAAUUGACAUUCCCAUCGCAGACCGCAAACGUGAAGGCUACCGUCAAUGGAUUGAACUUCUCGAGCAAGAAGCAAGUGUUACGCAAAAUAAGGAGAAAUACGCAUGCUCAGAGCAGUUGAGAAGUUAUCACGAAGCUUUGCUCAUCAAUAACUUCACGAGAAUUGAAGAUGGAUUCGAGUAUCUUGAAAAGUGCUUUAGCAAGCAUGAACAAACACAGUUUAGUGAAAUAUGCUCAUGGCUGGAUGAAGUUUAUAAGGUAACUAAAGAACGGAUCAAAGAAAGCAGCGAAAAGCAUAGCAAUCCACUGUUGUUGGCCCUAGAGAGUUUAAUAGCUGAUUUCCAUGGUGAUGAGGGGAAUCAAUCAAAAGGGAUUGUAUUUUGCCGUACGAAAGCGUAUGCAGUUGCACUAAGAAGGUGGAUCAGCGAAGCAGAGAAACUCAAAGGCAAACUUAGACCUGAUGUAUUGCUUGGAAGUGGCGGAGGGCAACUUGGUUUAACACAAUCAGAGCAAGAAUCGGUAAUUAAGAAAUUCAAGACUGGUGACGUCAAUGUCAUCAUAGCAACGUCUGUGGCCGAGGAGGGACUGGACAUUUCUGAUUGUAAAUACGUCAUUCGUUAUGACGUCAAAACCAAUGAGAUUUCAAGAGUACAAGCACGUGGACGUAUUAGGGCAAAAGAAGGUACAUAUGUAUAUCUAAGUGAUACGAUAUCACGUGGUGCAGUACACGAGUUAAAGAACCAAUUCAAAGAGACGCUAAUGAAUAACGCUGUCACGCAAGUGCAGAAAAUGGAAACAGAAAUGUUCAUGGAGAAGAUAAAGGACAUCCAAGCUAAAGCAAUAACUGACUUAAAAUUUAAAAUUGACCAAAAUGUUAAGAAAUCUGUCGACCAAUCCCAAAGAGUGAACUGCCUUUGCCGGCGAUGCGGUCAGUUGAUCUGUCGCUCAUACGAGCUGAUGACAUUCAAAUUGGUAAACCGUGUUGUUAUAAGCAAGAACAUUUACGAAAACAUGAUUAUUGAGCCACAUAAAAAUCCACGUGAAGUGAAUGGGAUUGCUUUUAACCACAAGAUAUUUUGCAAGGGAUGUAAGGCAGACUGGGGAGUAAUGAUAACCAUCCAAGGCACUAACUGGCCUUGCAUAAAAAUCAAGAGUUUGCAGGUACAAGUCAACGAUCAAACACCAGUAUUGUACAAACAGUGGAAGGACUAUCCUUACAUUGUAACCAAUGCUGAAACUGUGGAAGAGCUGAACGCUGCGCAGGAACGUCUUCUGGCAGAUUCUGAAUGACACUUUCCCCAGAAAAUAUAUAGCAGAAUAGCGAACUUUUUGUAAUGUGUUUCGUACUAUGGAGCGGGGACUAGGAAAAAUGUAUACGCAAAAAGAUGAAGAUGUAUGUGAUCAGCGAGGAGUCGCGAAGUAAAUCUUUUUUUUAUUAGCAUGACACUCUCGAUCUGAAUAUUACCAACGAUUACUUUUGACACCUUCAGUUUAGUUUGACUAUUCAAAGUAAUAUUGACUCUCGAACGUGAAAUUGUCAGAAAUAUCCCUAAAGCCGGAAUGCAGAACAAUUCAAAAUGUUCAUAAAAUUCAUUUAUUGUGAAAAAGAAGGAAUGAAAAUAAAUCUUUAAAUUUUAUUGUG
Exaiptasia diaphana is the source of this 4340-nucleotide messenger RNA. Its product is annotated as interferon-induced helicase C domain-containing protein 1. Gene Ontology annotation, molecular function: ATP binding; DNA binding; hydrolase activity. NCBI's taxonomy places the organism in Eukaryota, Metazoa, Cnidaria, Anthozoa, Actiniaria, Aiptasiidae. The record is from RefSeq and is a predicted model, not a curated record. Bases 896 to 3988 code for a protein of 1030 amino acids. The transcript has 20 exons. Gene Ontology annotation, cellular component: cytoplasm.